AUGUGCCACUCUAUUGUGCCAUCCAUACCAGUAUAUGAAGUCUUUAGUACACCAUUUUUUUCAUUCAAUAUAUCAUAUCAGAUUCACAACUUACCACGUUAUACAGGUAUCGAUUAUGAAAAUAAUCAAUCGUUAUCAUGGUGUAUAGGAGAUAAUAAUAUUAAUACGUGUAAUUUCGGUAAAAUAACAUUCUGCCAUGUUCUACCAUCAAAUAUUCAUCAAAGAAUUGAGCACGCUUGUUUAAACGAUAGUCAAGAGCAUACAUGCUCAUACAUUGAAUCGCCGUUUGGAUCUCCAUAUCUUCGAAACAUACACGAUAACAUCUGGAUAAUUUCAGUUUCUAAUUAUACGUAUUGCUUGAUAGCACAAGAACAAAAUGAUGGAUCUACUCAAAUGGAUGAUAUAAUUAUUGAACGAUUUGCAGUUAUCAGACUACCCUGUAAAUCUACAUUAAAUUGUAAAUUUCAAAUAUCGUUAAGAAAUACAAACUGUCAGUCAUCCAUUGAGUACUAUAUCACAAGCGACGGACAUUAUUCAAGAAAUGAUAAAUUAUUAGAACUAUUGAAUACGAACACGUUCGAUGAUGCGAUGUUGUUAGGCUUUGUGAAUGAUGCCAAUCAUAUAAAUGCAAUAGCUAAAAAUCUUACUCAUAUACAACGUGAUCAAAAGAGCAUACAGCAAGAAAUCGAACAAAAUAUACUCAGGCUACCAUCUAUUAGCAAACAAUUUGGGCUUUCGCCAUCGUUACUAUUAUUAGUUAUUGUCAUCGUAAUUGUCAAUAUUCUUCUAAUUAUGCUAUAUUCAAAAUACUGUUUAAAGAAAGUAUAUGUGAAUCUGUCAGCUAUCUAAAAGGAAAUCUGAUGAGUUGUACGUUGGUUUUAAGGCGCCACUAAUUCAAAGUUUAAGCACUAUUUUAUUUCUGACUUCUUUAUACAUGGUUGGACAGAGCAAGCCGAGCUAAUCUAAUAUGUAAGUUUUAACUUUUUAGUGCAACGUUUACGUGAAAAGGUCUAAAAUACUGAAAGAGCCUAAAAUUUCGAAAAACCGCUUCGCCACGAAAAUUUCCAGUAUUUUUGUCCAAUUUCAUUUCGGAGCCCCACAAUUUCUUUUUCCUGAUUCAGCACAUGGAACUGAGUCUAGAUGCCUUAUUUGGAACUUGAUAACAUAUAGCAUGGCCAAUAAAAAGUCCAUUCACUGACAUAGCUUAAAGGGCCAACUUAUUUUGUAAAUCUGUCUAUUUUGUUUUGAUUCACUUUUAGGCGAGCAACAAUAACACGUAGAGCUCUUUUUGAAAUUCCUUUCCGUUGCUGAAAAAAAAGUCAGA
Messenger RNA from Didymodactylos carnosus, 1324 nucleotides. The record is from the annotation of a GenBank genome assembly. Lineage: Eukaryota; Metazoa; Rotifera; Eurotatoria; Philodinida; Philodinidae.